AUGUAUUCUGAUGUUAUGCUCUCAAAAUUAUUCCAGUGUACGCUUUCAACCACUUUAAAGAAAAUUCUGCAGUGUGAUGUUUGUGAAAAAUGUUUUGCAGCACCAUCAAGCCUUAAUGCUCACAUGAGAGUUCAUACAAGAGAAAAACCUUUUAAAUGUGAUGUUUGUGAAAAGUGUUUUUCUCAAUCAAGUUCUCUAGGAGCUCACAUGAAAAUACAUACUGGAGAAAAACCUUUCAAAUGUGGUGUUUGUGAAAAAUGUUAUUCACGGUCUGGUCAUCUUAUUGUUCACAUGAGAACACAUUCUGGAGAAAAACCCUACCAAUGUGAUGUUUGUAAAAAGUGCUUUGCAUCGUCACGUUACCUGAAUGCUCACAUGAGAAUGCAUACUACAUCAGUAUGUUUUACAAGAUCAAAUGAUCUGAAAGUUCACAUGAGAACACAUACAGGAGAGAAACCUUACCAAUGUGAUGUUUGUAAAAAGUGGUUUAACCGAUCAAAUAAUUUAAAGGUUCACAUGAGAAUACAUACAGGAGAAAACCUUUACCAAUGUGAUGUUUGUAGUAAAUGGUUUACCCGGGCUAAUCAUCUUAAGGUUCACAUGAAAAUACAUACUGGAGAGAAACCAUACCAAUGUGAUGUUUGUAAUAAGUGCUUUACUCAAUCAAGUACUCUAAGAACUCACAAGAAAAUACAUACAGGAGAGAAACCUUACAAAUGUGAUGUUUGUGGAAAGUAUCAUACUGGAGAGAAACCAUACCAAUGUGAUGUUUGUAAAAAGGGUUUUACGACGACAAGUUCACUUAAGGGAAGAAAAAUUCACAAAUGUGACGUUUGUGAAAAAUGUUUUGCAGUAGUAUCUAAACUUAAAGGUCACAUGAGAACACAUACUGGAGAGAAACCAUAUCAAUGUGAUGUUUGUAAAAAGUGUUUUGCUGAGGCAAGUACCCGAAAUAUUCACCUAAGAACACAUACUGGAGAGAAACCAUACAAAUGUGAUGUUUGUGAAAUGUGUUUUUCUCAAUUAAGUAGUCUACAGACUCACUUGAAAAAACAUUCUGGAGAGAAACCAUAUGAAUGUGGUGUUUGUAAAAAAUGUUACACGAAGUCAAGUAAUCUGGUUAUUCAUAUGAGAAUACAUUCUGGAGAAAAACCUUACAAUUGUGAUGUUUGUGGGAUGAAUUAUAUGUCCUUACCUAGUCUAAAAAGCCAUUCUAAGGUACAUAGUGGAGAGAAACCUUACAAAUGUGAUGUUUGUAAUAAAUGUUUUAGUGAGGCUGGUGUACUUAAUGUUCACAAGAGAACGCAUACUGGAGAGAAACCAUACAAGUGUGGCAUUUGUGAAAAUGAUUUUACUCAUGCAAGUUCACUUAAUGUUCACAUGAGGAGACAUACCGGAGAGAAACCUUACAAAUGUGAUGUUUGUGAAAAGUGUUUUACAAAGUCAUGUUCGCUUAAUGUUCACAUGAGAGUUCAUACUGGAGAGAAACCUUACCAAUGUGAUUUUUGCGAAAAAUGCUUCAGUGAGUCAAGCUCACUAACUGUUCACAUCAGAACACAUACUGGAGAGAAACCUUACCAAUGUGAUGUUUGUGAAAAGUGUUUUGCAUCUUCUAAAGGUCUACGAAGACAUAUAAAAACACAUGUUACAUUUCUAUAA
Molecule: messenger RNA, 1659 nt
Organism: Lottia gigantea (owl limpet)
Lineage: Eukaryota; Metazoa; Mollusca; Gastropoda; Lottiidae
Exons: 8
Coding region: 1-1659 (552 amino acids)
Biological process (GO): regulation of transcription by RNA polymerase II; central nervous system development
Cellular component (GO): nucleus
Molecular function (GO): DNA-binding transcription factor activity, RNA polymerase II-specific; RNA polymerase II cis-regulatory region sequence-specific DNA binding
Source: RefSeq, a predicted model, not a curated record